UACGCUCAGCACUGUAGUCAUGGUCAUAGUCAUGAUUGCCUAAUUAAAUGUAAAAUACACAUUUUUAUAAAUUCCUUCGUCGUAGUUCCUCUCCGUAGUUUUGAGGAGCUAGGUUUUAAGGUGAAACUCUUAGUUAGGAACUUGAAGUGCCACUUACGAGAACUUAGCGAUCGGAUUCUUUGCGAAAAUGGACCCUGGUUAUUGGCACCAAAUAUUUGUUUGAGGGCCACUUUACUGUGUGUGUGUGUACAGUAGGAUGAAGUCAUUACUCUGAGUGUUGUGCCACAGCUUGGCCAGACAAGAUCACCACCUUUGCGAUGCUCUCAAUCUCUCUCUUCUAUUCUGUCUGUCACUUAUUCUUUCUUUCCCUGGAACUCAAAGGGUUUUUUUUUUAAACUCAAAUUUUUAUUUUCAACUUUGUGCUCUCCUGUCCUUCAGUAGGUCUCUUGUCCUCUCCUCCACCUGCACACUAACACAGAAAUGAUCCAGCCCACACAUAUCCAUGCAUGACACCUUUCCACUUUUUCUUUUUUUUUUUAUUGUCCCUGCCCACAGAGCUGGAACACGCACACAUCUAUACACACUUCACCUUCGCUGCUCUCUCUCCCUCGCUCUGAGGUGAAGCUCGAGUGCAUUCCAGCAGCCUCUUGCCAUCCCUUCAUAUUUUUAUUUCAUCUCAUCCCUCUGUUCACCCACCCGUCCUCCCACUCACAUUUUCUCUUUUGUCUUUCACGUUCACUUUUUCUCUUGCUCAAGUGACAACCCAAGAGAGCUACACAGGCCAAUUACUUUUCUUUGCAGUUUUGGUGAGGGUCUAAUGUAAAUUACCGGUACCUUCUGCUGUCAAUCACUUACAAAAGGUCAUUGUAGAAGGGAGUGAAGCUGUGAGAUCUACGUGUGUGUGUGUAGGCAAUUGCUGUUAUGGGGAAAAUAAGCCACCAUUAUAAUAUUUUAAUUUAUUUAUUUUUUUUACAAAUUCCUCCCAGGAUUUUGAAAUGAUUAAAAUGACUACUAUUGUGUGUCCUUACCAAAGUCAGGCCCUGUGGAAUGCUGAUUUACGUCUCCCUUGAAAACAAUAAAGCAUGGUUAAUAGUGUCGAGAGCAGUAAUAUCUGACAGGAGAGUGUAGGUAUGAAAAUGGGUUUGUGCAGUUGGCCAGCAGUGGCAGCAGCUGUCUGCAGAGCAGAGCUAUUCUUCACUGGGAGAGAGAGAGAGGAAGACAGGGUACACAACCAUAAAAACACCAACCUGAUCAAACAGCAGAACCAUUCACUGAACUCAACCUGCUUUACAAAGCCAGAAGUGUGUGGGUGGGUGGUCUAUAUACACUAAUAAAAUUGUGUUAUGCUGGUAUUUAUGACCUUUAAUUUAUAUAUUAUAGUUAAUUUAUGAGCGAGUUGCCAUAUCUUUUACAUUUUGUGUGUGUGUGCGUGCACGAAACGCACGCGCAUGCUCAAGUGUUUGCCUGCGCUGCACGAGUGUUGGCUCUCCGCGUGUUCUCGGAGGCCGAGGGGGAGCUGCAAGCAGAUGGCACUGGCAGACUGUUACUCUUAGAGAGAAAAGCCAUAGGAACAAUAGAAAAGAGUAAAAAAAAAAAAUACAAGAAUGAGUAGAGAAAAGGUUUCAGUUAGACACAGAGAAGGAAAACAUAAUGAAUAGUCACCACUGAUGGCAGAUUAAACAUGGCCCACUUGGUCACAUCAAGUUGUCUACAACUGGACAUACCUUGCUCUCACUAGAAAGAUGAGAAACUGCAUUUUCUGUAAGCUGCAGCAAUGUUGGAUUUUCUGUUGAUUAGAAACUAACACGAAUGCUUAUGAUUUCAGAUAUGUUGCAUUAAAACACAAAAGGUUAAAGAAAAAAUUGACAAAGGCUUAGAUUUUCAAAUAUCUAGAGGAGGUAAAAAGCAUUGACAACGUGCUGGCAUUUGUUCAGCAGUCAUAACCCUGUGCCAGUAUGGAGCAUGUUUGGCAGCCAGAGCAUAGCCUGGCAAACAGAGGGAAGUGAGAAAGCGACAAUGGUCAGAUGAGGAAUGAAAAAGGAAAGGGUGACAUCAUUUUGGAGAAGCGGAGAAAGGGGAUCAGCUCUUAUUGUGUAUUCAAGUCUGUUUAUUCAAGCAUAGGUCCAAAUAAAGACGUCAAGGUGCUCUUUCAAAAGUAUGUGGACACACAUGCAGGCAGCAUCCACCAGACGGAUGGACCUGAUAUCAUGCAACUCCUCUGUAGCUGUUCCAUCACCUGCGUGUCUGUGUCUGGGGGAGUGGUCACUUUGUUAAUACACAUCCCAUCAUAUAUGAGACACUAUUGACACACUUCUAUAACUUACACACACACAUGCGUGCUCACACUAUAAAUCAAGGUUUGAGUGAGAGCGCGAGAGCAAAGGAGGAGGAGAGAAAAGGAUGCUCAUAGCAGGUGCCAAAUAUUGAAGGAGAUUAGAGCAAGAGAAUCAGACGGAGAGUGAGGAUGGAGCAGAGCUCUCACUGAACAUUCAGCCACAGGUUUUCAUACAGUCAGUCUCUGGUGAGUAACUCUUCUGUAAUUCUUUUGGAAUUGUAUUCAUUAAAAAAAAAAUCUGAUAACAAUCAAGGUAUUUACUUAGAAUCAAAGAUUAUUUUACACUUUGGAAUAACUAAUCAUUUUGUCUCUGACGGAGUUUUUCAGAAUGUCUUCAUCUUACUCGCACUGUAAACACUUACCUUUAGUAUAGAAAAAAAACCUAAUGCAUUGUUAUAUAUUGUAACUUUCUUUUCUUUUCUUUAAUGUUACUAUAGCUGAAGCUACAGGUGCAUCUGUUUACAAAUGCCAUGCCAAGGCAGCACUUAAAAAUGACACACAACUACUAAAUUACACUACUAGAAAUGUAUAUAAAUCUUUUCUGUAUUUCUAAAAUUCACAGCAUUUUUCUGGUUCAACAAAAAAAUCUCUUUUCAUGCGAGCCUGAGCCAAGAAGGCAGCACGAGUCAACAACAUUCAAUCGCAGGACCUAAGAAAUAACGUAAUAAUUUGUGGGUUUAGGCUCGUGUGUAUCUCUGCUGCAUGAUGCUGUGCUCUGCUGUUCUGGCAGUGCUGCUCCUGCUGGCACCACUGAAACCCAGCCACAGCCGAAGCCUUCACACCCCCGACCGGGCCAUGCAGGCCAUCAAGCAGUUCCUUGAGCGUUACUAUGACCUUUUGACCCUAGAUGACCUGGAUAAUCUCACCAGUGAGCAAUCAGAAGCACCGGUACAGGUCUUUAAUUCUGGCUUAAAAGUUGCCGAAAAUCCCAAAUGGAUUGACAUACCUGUACAGAAUGAAAACUCCUGGGUCCGUCUCCUCAAGGGAGCUCUGGCCAAUCAAAAACGAGCUUUGUCAGACCGGUCUCGGAGAGGUUGGAACCGAGGUUGCUUUGGCCUGAAGCUAGACCGAAUCGGAUCUAUGAGUGGCCUCGGCUGCUAAUGACAGACAGAGGGACAGAGCAAUCAGAGAUGGUUUCUAAGCGUCAAGUAGAUGUUCCUCAUAGUGACAGUCUACAGUCAGUUUCUCUCAUCUAUAUGGUGAUGUUUUGGUACAGUUUCUUUCAUGACAUUUUCACUUUUCACAGUCUUUGAGUCACUUUUCACAGUCAAUGUAUUGUAAAUUGUUCAUUAUAAAGUGUUGUAACAUUUUAGUAAUUCUAGUUCUAUCUAUAUUGUGAUGGUGGAGGAGUGAAAAUAUGUUUUGUGUACUUUUGUGUAUGUGUUUCUAGAUAAUACACACAUUGUAUUAGAUUAGAUUAUAGUGAACCAUGGGACUAUAUUUCAUACUAAUAUAUAUGUUGUACAUUGGAUUACCUAUGAACUGUAUUUCAGACUGUUUUGAAGGAUAUGCAUGAGCAAAACUAACACAGUUCAACUUCAACUUUGUGCAUAUUAUUUGGCAUGAAUAAAACAGUUAAAUGUGUUAAGGAUCUGCAUUGUUCCCUGUAUCAAAAUGUGUUUUUAUGCACUACUGGAAAGAGCGCUGAAACUUUUCGCAGCUGUAAACAUGUCCUGUCUUUGCUAUUUCUAUGCCCACGCUGUAGCCAAAAGGGAAAAUUCACCAGCUCUGUUUUCUGCUACUCUGCCUCCAUCUCAGUGUGAUGAUCUGUGCGCAUGUAUCUAAUCACCCUUUUUCUGCCUUAUUUUUCUUCCAAUAAUAAACUUAC
Neoarius graeffei (lesser salmon catfish) is the source of this 4163-nucleotide messenger RNA. It is a transcript of the gene nppcl, whose product is annotated as natriuretic peptide C-like. The record is from RefSeq and is a predicted model, not a curated record. Gene Ontology annotation, cellular component: extracellular region. Lineage: Eukaryota; Metazoa; Chordata; Actinopteri; Siluriformes; Ariidae. Gene Ontology annotation, molecular function: hormone activity; hormone receptor binding. The transcript is spliced from 3 exons. Gene Ontology annotation, biological process: cGMP biosynthetic process; receptor guanylyl cyclase signaling pathway. The coding region runs from base 3038 to 3436 and encodes 132 amino acids.